This is a messenger RNA of Cataglyphis hispanica, 1254 nucleotides long. RefSeq lists its product as uncharacterized. Bases 480 to 962 code for a protein of 160 amino acids. The record is from RefSeq and is a predicted model, not a curated record. The transcript is spliced from 2 exons. NCBI's taxonomy places the organism in Eukaryota, Metazoa, Arthropoda, Insecta, Hymenoptera, Formicidae.
CAUAUCAACAGUGCCGUGACGAGAUACAUGCCGUUAGCGGCAGGUCGCUGUUAGCUCCGCUGAGGUUCUUGAACUUUUCCAGGGAUCCGUUUCCAGAACCGACCGAAGGAAGGUUGUUCGAAUCGCCCAGGUGGGGAUCGGAAUCAUCUUCUGGUACGAGACAUCGCUCGGUCGUCAUACUUCGGGCAUCCUCCGUAUUGUCCGGACACGUCGUUCUUCAACAUCAUUUCGCCCGCUUUCGUCGCAUUUCCGGAGAUACCCGGUCCAAUCACAUUAUAAAAGUUGCAAAAAGUGGUCGGCUGGUCCCGAAUUCACGUUCCUUGAGCCGGAAAUAACUUGACGAAUUCGGCGAUCCAAGAGAGAAUACUUCGAAUUUCUGGACUCACAAUUAGGUUCAGGUUCUCACAAUUAAAGUUGAACAGAAAACAAUUUUUUAAUUUAAUAAAAUCGGGAGGAAUUUGGGAACAGAAGACGAACAAAUGUUAUCGAUCAACAUGCGUAUAUUCAAGACUGUAUUACUCAUCGCUUCCUUUGGAACGAGCGUUCGGUGUUUACCCGUUGCUGAGGAAUUGUCCACGACUGAAGUCUCCUCCUCGAUGAUUUUGCAAGAGACAACGACGGCCGCGUCGAUUUCUACGGAUUCCAAUAUCACCGAUUACUAUGAUCAGCGACAGAAUGGAACCGAGAACUAUCGUAUCCACGUAGACGGUGUGGUAUUAGUAUUCGCACCGGUCGAGGCACUAUUACUCAUGGGUGGCGAGACCGAUUCUAAUUUACCGAUUUCCAACCACAGUGGAUCUCCAAUUCAGUCUAUUGGCGACAGACCCAAUCUCGAUGGCAUCCAAAAUAAAACCGAAUCAGCGAUCUCGAAAACAAUACAUAAAUCAGCUUUACGAUUGACGAAUCUGUUGGCACCCUUAAUACAACGCAUACAUCAUGAACGAGGCAUGAACGUACAUUAAAACAGUUCUUCAAUACUCGCUUCAAUAUGCUCGCUUCAAUAGUGUUCCGUAUAAAACAUGUAUUAGAAAAAUGUUAUUUUUCUCUCUUUCCUCUUUACAGAUUUUCUUUCCCCAUAUUUAACUCUAUAAUUAUUUAAAAUACAAUUUUUUUUUUAAAUUAUGCAUUAUAAGGAUAGGAUAUCUGCAGCUACAGGGAUAAUAAACGAAUACUCGUAUAAAAUAUAAUGUAUAUGAUCGAUAUAAACUAUGCAUUUAUGUAGUAUCUAUUAUCAAUAAAAAAAUGUAUUGAUUA